GUUUGUGUUGUGUACGCGCGCGUGUGUAAGUGAGUUGGUGCGUACGUGCGUGUCCCUGUGUGUAUGUGUGUGUUUCAGAAAUGUGGCAAAGUGGAUGAAAUACAUGAAAACGCACCGGCACACACUCCCAGCAUCCUAAUGGGUUUCAGAGAGAAUAGACAGACAAUUCAGCGCGUGAACAGGCUGUCGCUAAGGAAUUCACCUUAGGUGUCCCCCCCCCUUCUCCCCCCCAGCAGGACAUUAUUUUAUUUUCAACUAAGAACUGAAGGAAAAAAAAGAAGCGGGAGGAAAGAGGAGAGCAGCUUUCUUCAUCAUGUCUCUUUGGACUGUUGCUUCUCUGUCAUUUGUUCAGUGUUUGGAGGAGAAGACGAGCGGAGCACAUUAACGUCAUUUACCGCUGGACACUGGAGGCAAGAGGACUUUUCAGAUGGGUUUGCAUCUUUGAUUUGAAAACCCGACGCUGUGAUACAUGCACUGGCGUAUCAGGGGCCAUCCAUAUUUCUCAGCAUCUAAUUUUUUCAGCAGAGGAGUGAUAUAGCCUGCUCUGACGUCUGCAUCAGAUAUUACCCAGUGCUUUUUCAAUGUGCAUUUUCCCCUCAGUGACUUUGCGCUGAUCUACAUCAUCAUCAUCAGCAGCAGCAACGGGGGAAAAAAGGGAAUGAAGAUUUCAUUUUUCUUUUUUUUAAACCCACCGCUCCCCUUCAGCCCCUCAAAUAUCUUUUAACAACAUCACGUUGUGGAAUAGUCUGGCGCCGGAGCUUCGCUGGAACCAUGCCUCUUCUGCAGAUUUGGACUGGGAAAUUUCAUCCACCAAUUUGAUCACCAAGAGGCUGCUGCUCAGUCAUUCAUGCCAGUGUUUGUUUUUUUUUUUUUUUUUUAAGGGGAAGAAUACUUGUCAUCACUUUCUAAACUAUUGUGUGUGCUGCUUUCCCGAGCAAGAUGUCUGAUCUUCUGGUGUUGGUCGAGGGGCUCUGUGACCUGCACGGAUUUCCAUAGCUGGGGAAAACAGCGGGGGCCAAUUACCAGAUUUUUAAAAAAAAAAAAUCGAGAAGCCUGUUUUAAUGAAGACAUCGCAUGCGUAGAUGUAGGCGACUUUAUUCGACAUUUUUAAAAGGCAAUUAUUUUUUUGAUUGCCAGUUUUUACUUUGUGCAUUUUCGGGAGGACCACUGGACUGGUUGGAUUAGAAACUAUAUCCAAGGAUUUGUGGAGAUGUUGGGUCGUCAAGAAGAUAAAUUAUGUGGAAUUUUCUCUGCUCUGGCGGCUUUGUCCUUCGCAUGCUUUGUUCAAAGCUCCUCCACUGGAAGCACCGGAAUGUCUGUGGCCAAGACCACCGUGGACAAGUUGCUGAAGGGAUAUGACAUCCGUUUAAGGCCUGAUUUUGGAGGUCCUCCAGUCAUCGUAGGAAUGAGCAUCAACAUAGCGAGCAUCGACUCCAUCUCAGAAGUAAACAUGGACUACACCAUCACAAUGUAUUUCCAGCAGAGCUGGCAAGAUAAGCGUUUGGCCUAUGGUGAGCUGAACCUAAACCUGACUCUGGACAACCGUGUAGCAGACCAGCUGUGGCUCCCUGACACCUACUUCCUUAAUGACAAGAAGUCCUUUCUUCACGGUGUGACGGUAAAAAACCGUAUGAUCCGACUGCACCCUGACGGCACCGUCUUAUAUGGGCUGAGAAUAACCACCACUGCUGCUUGCAUGAUGGACCUGAGGAGGUACCCGCUUGACGAACAGAACUGCACCCUGGAAAUCGAAAGCUAUGGAUACACCACAGAUGACAUCGUAUUCUUCUGGCAAGGAGGAGACAAUGCUGUGACGGGCGUGGACAAGUUAGAGUUACCUCAGUUCUCCAUUGUGGACAUCCGCUUGGUGUCCAGGGAAGUCAGGUUUAUUACAGGUUCAUAUCCAAGGCUUUCACUGAGUUUCAGGAUUAAGAGGAACAUUGGAUAUUUCAUCCUGCAGACAUACAUGCCCUCCAUCUUGAUCACCAUCCUCUCCUGGGUCUCCUUCUGGAUCAAUUAUGAUGCCUCUGCAGCUCGGGUGGCCCUGGGUGUGACAACGGUGCUUACCAUGACAACAAUUAACACCCACCUUAGGGAGACUCUCCCAAAGAUUCCGUAUGUGAAAGCCAUCGACGUCUACCUCAUGGGCUGUUUUGUGUUUGUGUUCCUGGCCCUGCUUGAAUAUGCCUUUGUAAAUUACGUGUUCUUUGGCCGGGGCCCUGCGCAACAGAAGAAAAUCAAUGAGAGGCUGAACAAAGCCAACAACGAGCGCACAAGAUACGAAGAGAAGCGCCUGAGGGAACAGGACUCCAUUUCCGUGCCGUUUCAAACCAACACCUUCAGGUCAUUUACACAGCGAAGAAAUCUGUAUCUCGAGGAACAAAGAAAAGUUGGGGUGGAUGCUUACGGAAACAUCCUCCUCACCACACUGGAGAUGAACAACGAAGUGAUGCCUUCUGACGUGGGGAGCAGCGUCAGUGACUCUCGGAAUUCAGUCAUGUCCUUCGACAGCUCCGGGGUCCAAUUCAGGAAGCCCAUGGCGCCCCGAGACGGCUUCAGCCACCACUCGCUGGAUCGGAGCGCCAUGCGGAGCCGGGCCAACUGUCGGCUAAGACGACGCUCCUCCAAGCUCAAGUUGAAAAUCCCAAACCUUUCAGAUGUUAGCACCAUUGACAAGUGGUCCCGGGUCAUUUUCCCCAUCACCUUUGGAUUUUUCAACCUAAUCUACUGGUUGUACUAUGUGAAUUGAUGUGCAUCCCACUAGGAAUCAUGGGCCAUAUUUUGAGAGCACAUUAAAUUGGCUUUGAUACAGUUCCAAAAUAUGUAUACACAUAUACAAGUUGAACAUAUGUAUAUGCAUAUUUCUAUAUAUUAUAUUUAUAUAUACACGUGUGAAAUCUGAAGGACCUUUCUGCUGUACAAAAUAUUAAUAGGAUGACUUGAAUGUUUAAGAAUAAUUGUGAGAGAAGAAUUUCAAGGCUUUGAGUUUCUUUUUCCUCCUGAAACAAACAACAAACAGACAAACAAACAAACAAACAAACAGAGAUCCCGCCAGGGGUUUUUGGAACUAAAGACUGCAUGAUAUUUUUGCUAAAAAAAAAAAACAAGAAAAAAGAGAAAGUGAAAGCUCUUGAGAGAGAAAAGAUGUCUCAGAGUCCCAUUGACUUUUUAUUGAUACUCAUUGUAAUCAGAGAUCCUCUACCGCAGCUCAUGAAGUCAGUGGUGGCUUGUCUGUUCAGGCAUCAGCUGAGUGAGAUCCUUGACACCCACCCCCCUCUCCUUUCACACCCCUCCCCCCUCCCCCGUCCCCAACCCUCCCACCGCUCUCACCCCUCCCACCACACACACACACACACACACACACACACACACACACAACCCCACCCCACCGCACCCCACCCAUCCACCCAUGGAUAACAUGCACGGAAAUCUCCGGUUCUACUAUGUACAGCAACCUUGUUUGGAUUAUGUGUUGUUCCUUGGGUUUUUUGAAGUGAUAUCGUUCUCUUUAUCAGACAUCAGCUCUGGUCUGCUGGUCUCCGUCAGAAGGCCGUGUGGAUGGGAUGCUUGAGUGCCGCGUUUCCCGCCCAGAGUCGACGCAAAACUUGUAUUCCUUUCUCUUCUCAUGUUAUUUUUAGAAACAUGUCCUGGGGGGGGGGGGGGGGGGGGUCUUUUUUCAUUAUGGUUAAAAACAAAUGCUGAUUAUUGUAGAUAUGAUUUUGUCUUGAAAAAUACUGUGAUUUCAGAGAGUGUCAGAAGAUGUUCUAGAGCUAGGGCAUUAUGAGAUAAAAGAGUCAAAGGUAUGCAUUACUCAUUUUGAUUGUUUGAAAAAAAAAAAACAUAUUAUGUACAUUUUAUCAUUCAGUAUUCUCAUGAACGUAUACUUGUACUGUUUCUUUCCUCCUAUUGACCGAUUCACACGCUCUUUAGACGCAGAGUUCAUCAACGUCAUAUCCUGCUUUGUGUUUCGCUACAAGGACAUGGGGGGAUCGCUUUUGUGAAUCGUUUGAGAUUAUUCCACAGUGAAGAUGUGAGAACAUGUAUAUUCAAAAGAGUCAACAUAUCCGCCCAGAGUUUGACCAGUAGUCAUUCAGUAUACAGUAUUUCUUUGUUGUUGAGCGUUUCUUCGGUGUUGGAGUCAGUUUCUGAGGGCAGGAUUAUUUGACUGGGAUAGUGAUGGGCAGCAGAAGACGUGGGGAGAGAGGAUUCAACGUUUCACACCCAAACUCAAAUCAGUGCCGUCGCACCAGUGCUCUGAAGCCCGAGGAUCAGACACGGGACGGAUGCGGAGAUCCUCAGGCUGAUAAAUAGCCAUGAAUUCAAAUGACGACCAAAAGGCCUGUAAUCCAUAAACGUUACUGUUUUGUUUUGCUCUCAAACACACACACUUCAUUUCCAGUGCUCAGGUUCAUUUCCAAAGGGAAAAAAAAACUGUUGGACCUAGAUUUUUCUAUUUAUUUAUUUUGAAAUCAGACUGAAUAAUCAAGUGUUUAAUAGUUGUUUGGUUUGUGUAGCCACCAAAUAAACUUAAAGUCCGAACAUUAGAUGGCUGAAGCAGCUGGACAGUGGAUAUUGUACGGAGGGUAGGAAAAAGAAGCAGGAGUAUCAGUUUAUCAUCAGAAAUACCCCCCCCCCCCCCCCCCCCCCCGGGCGUAGUACGCAUAAGACCACGAUAAAGGAAGACUGAUCAGAAACCAAUUUGUCUCCACCAGUCAUAGUGAAGUUUGUACAGUGAUGUGGCCCGAGUUUAGUAUUUUUGUUUCCAUUUUACACGUUGUCGUCAUAUUCUUAUAGAAGCAAAUGAAGAAAAGAAAAGAAAAGAAAAGAAAAGAAAAGAAGAUCACCUUUAAGUAUCCAGUAGUCCAGACUGACAUGCAGGAAGACGGUGGAAGUAACAGGGAGACGUAGUGAGUUGGUUUUGUUUCUGUCUGCAGCCCAACAAUCUGUCGUUCGUCUCUCAGUGAACUGUGAGUCCAAACAUAGUGAUUAGUCUGAAAUGUGAAGAAAUGAAAUUUGUUGUUGUUCAUGUGAAACGAGACAGUGAGUCAAAAAGAGCCACAAUGAGCGAAAUUAGUAGCGAAUGUCGAGAGGAAACGGCCUCUGGCUUCACAUCUGACCAUCUCGCAGCUCUGGAGCAGCUUUUACAUAUUGAAUGGUCACGUGUUAGUUCUUCACAAGUUGCCAAAUGAGACUGAAAUGAACUUGAAAACAGUAGCAUCAGUUGUUUCUACAGCCUUAGUGAAGACGGCCCAGGAACUGAUCAAUCGCUGCACUCAGAACAGAGUUGGACAAUUUCAAACGGAAAGGAUCAAAACUGAUGCAGCAGAACCAGAUAUUGUCUUUUUUUUUUUUUAUCCCACUCAUUUUUCUUUCUUGUCAAAAUCUUGUGCCUACAUUACCCACAAUGCAACUCCAUCCCCUUCAGUUCUGCGAGAGAUUCAGGUGCGUUAUGCUAGAAGUGGCUAAUGUAGCCUCGAGAUGCUAGCCUGAAGCAGAGGUGAGGAGCAGGCUGCAGUCUUUUCUUUCUCUAACUCCUUCAGACAGUUUGUUAGAUUUCCUGUAGCUCCAGGUCAACACAGCUUUUUUUUCAUAAUUUUUUACUUUUUUAUUGAUUUAUUUUUUUACAUAUGCCCCCCCCCCCGCUCUGGGUGUAAAAUGGAGCUGAAUUGAGAGUUCCCCUUUAACUCGUAUGUAUGCUGCAAUUGUAGUUUAUAAAACGUGAGGCGCUCCAGAGACGUCGUUACUGGAUAUGAUUCACUGUGAUGAUUUUUGCAGAUAUUUGGAUUGCAUUCCCACAGCGUAGAUUACUUCACGGUUGGUGUAAACGAUGUUAGACAUGGAUUGUGGUGUCAGUCAGCGGCGGGGGUCACUGAUGUGCACGUUCACAUUCAUGUUUCCAGGCAGAUUUGUCCUUUACAGGUUUUUGAAGAAAUAAGAAUAAAGAAAGGUGGUGAGAGUUUGUAGAAAAAAUAACACUUAUUUUUUUCAUCAGUUCAUUCUGGUCUGCACAGUAACAGCUCGUCAAACUGUCCAGAGGCAAUAUGAUGGAUCUUUCCAAAGGGUUGAGUCAGACUAUGAGGCCAGCAGCACAAUAAUAUGAGAUUUAAGGCAAUUCUAAGUGGUAUUUGAACUAAAUCAGUGGAACAUGUUCAAGUAGAAAGAAACCUUCCUGUACAUUCGUACGUAAAGUAUCAAAUUCUCAUUGAGUUUGGUUGAUUCCCAGUAAUAACUACAAACAUGCCUAUUCAGGUAUGAACUGCUUCUUUGAGAUAGCUGAUGCAUAUCUUUACUGAACUCCAAACACAUCCAGAGGAGGAACAUUAGCAGCCCUUGCAUGCUCGCAGUAAAUAUAUUCACCUCUCAUUUCACUCAGAACAUGUAUUACCUGCUUUCUGGACAUGAAAUCAGCACAUUCAUCCCAAAAGCUGUGAGGAUGUUCUGUUCUAUGCUUUUCCUUUAGGAUCGUUGCUUAUUCAAGAGAGAAAAUACAUUUCUUUUGACACACAUGUUCAAGGAGUAGAGGAGGAGAAAAAAAAGUGUUGAACUGAUUUCAAUGUGAAUUUUCUUGCCUCUAGUGUAUAUGUGUAAUUACAUGUGAAUUGUACUGUAAAUAUGAUAUCUUUCACUUAAUAGUUCUUAAUGCAUGAACAAAAACAUGGCAGUUCGUAAUACCAGCUAGCCUCACUGCUAAUGGCAUGGACAGCUUCUCUAGCAUUGGCAUACUUCUGCAAACGAAACCUAAAAAAUGAAACACAAGAAAUACAUGAUGUGGACGAAAUAAUGGAGAAAUCAACAAAGUCUUCUCACAGUGAAGGAGGUGCUGGCGGCUCUGAGCUCGUAAGAACGAGGCUAAUGCAAAUGCCGAUACAGAUUUUCCCGGGAAUGACAGAACGCCCUGGUUCACUGUCAGCCAAUGGGACGGUGCCAUCUUGAAUCAAAUGCUCUAGUUGAGUGUUCCCACUUUUCAUAUCUGAACGGACCUUUUUCCGGGAGAUUUCAGCACAGUACACCUGCAGCGUUUACCUCAGCGAACAAAUCACGUAAUCGUCCACGAAUCUGCUAAAUUUACAGGCAUGUUCGGCUAGCUGGCUUAUAGAGGCUAGAGGAGCAGGGUUGCCUUAAGAAGGCGAGAGGGAUGUUCUUUCCUGUUCCUCAAUAAGACACUCAGCCAACUGCCAAAGUGUAGCUGCUCACUUACACUAACAACAGAGAUCUGUGUAGGUUAUCUCCCCGAACUAAAUAUGUUUAGCUAUGUGAGGGUGUGAUAAAAAAGUAGUUCCCUGGGUAACAGUUCCACAGAUGUCGCCUGGUUCUCUUCAGCUAAAUUAAACCCACUAUUAGAUGUCAUCUCACAUCUUGCCAUAAUUACGAGCUCGGAUUUAAUCUGGACAAAGUUAUAAAUCAUAUUACUCCCUGUUGAUUCCAGUCUGCGUGUUAGGGCGUUUCAUCUGGGAUUACACCAGCGCCCCGUGCAACAUGGGCCGAGCCUGUGAACACAAAACUGUUGUGUGAGUUCUGAAUAGUUCUGAGGCCGACCUCUCCUAAAAAGAGUGGACCACCAGUUUCAUCCAGAGCACGGCCGACAGACUCCUCACUGUUGGAAGAACUUCUGUUGCUGCAUUCAUUAUUUUGUAAACCUUGUAGGUUUUGUUUUGCAUGACCUGAGUUUUGAAAGGUUUAUUUUCAUAUAUUUUUACUUCACACCAUCUGAUUCAUCUCCACAGCCAGGAAAAGAAAGAUCCAGUGUUUACACGCUCAAAUUGCACUUGUUUUACAGCCAGCUCUAUAAAUCUUGUGAAACAAACUGUUCGUAAAACUGGAGGAAAAAUGUAACCGUAGAAGGUACAUGGUGUGAUUCCUUUGAAUCGCGAAUAUGUACUUCUACAAAUGUAUUUACUGUAAAUCACGCCGUUUGGAAUAGAUGCACCAAGUGCAUGCUGUAGUUUUAUCAGGUUCAGCAUAAGCAUCAACAUCAAUCGCCCUUCAACUACAAAGGAUGUAAAGGAUGCUCACCAGUAGCAUCUGAACGUAAGCCAUGUGAUUGCACACUGAGUGGGUGUUCCCUGUAUUUUCUCUUUAAUAAGUUGCCUCUGGUUACGGUCUGUUGUCGAUUAAUGUGUGAUGAAACCUGCAAGAAGCUGUGCUGAUUCCCAGUCACACAUCAGUAUACCUCCCGCUUUCAAAGGCUCGACCAGGGAGACUUUGUCAUGUUUAACCAGUAGGUGAGAAAGAUUUUCCAACACUUUAUAAAAAAAAAAGAAAAUUGGCAACGAGAAAGAAAAAAACCCACAAGAGCAACAGCCCAUUUAUUUUUCACUAUAAAUUAGUAAAUGAUUUUAUUCAUUUCUGUGUUCAUUUCUGAUUUACUGUAUUUGUUGCAUUUGUUAUGGAUUGUUAUUCUUACUGUUGUUGUUGUUUUAUCAUAAGAAGGAAAUGUACUUCAUCUGAUAUACUGGCACUGGAAGAAAAAUGCAUUUGGUUUUUGUACUGUAAUUGUUUUGUUCACAUUGGGCGCUUAUUUGAUUCAGUUGUUUAAUAAGGUGUUUGAUUUCAUUUGGAGUAUCAGUACUCAUGGAAUCAACAUUUGUGUAGUAUGAAGUUGUAUUUUUUUUGUCAGUGCAAAUUAAUGUUAUAGUGUCAAUCAGCUUUUUUAGGUGUUUGAACAAAAUGUGUUUUUUACAAAUACAAGGUGUUCAAGUAUGUGGUAUAAAAAGGGUUAUCAUUCAAACAACAGACUUUUUACAAAUAAAGGCUUAUACAGUAAAGAAA
Seriola aureovittata is the source of this 8769-nucleotide messenger RNA. RefSeq names its product gamma-aminobutyric acid type A receptor subunit beta4 (gene gabrb4). Gene Ontology annotation, molecular function: extracellular ligand-gated monoatomic ion channel activity; neurotransmitter receptor activity; GABA-A receptor activity. Bases 1211 to 2749 code for a protein of 512 amino acids. Gene Ontology annotation, cellular component: membrane; neuron projection; GABA-A receptor complex. The transcript has 10 exons. Gene Ontology annotation, biological process: signal transduction; regulation of membrane potential; nervous system process. NCBI's taxonomy places the organism in Eukaryota, Metazoa, Chordata, Actinopteri, Carangiformes, Carangidae. The record is from RefSeq and is a predicted model, not a curated record.